AUGGAGACCUUGAGCGAUGAGCUGUGGGAUCUGGUGAUUGCUGGGACCAGCAUCCCACAGUCCCUUCUAGCCUUGUCACUCUCGCGUUCGGGCAAGAGGAUUCUACAUGUUGACCGCCACAGCUAUUACGGCGGCGAUGAUGCCGGCUUGAGUUUGCAAGACGCAGAAAACUGGGUGCAGGAGCUGCGGAACUCCAACAGCACAGUCUACAAAGAUGGCUCUAUCUUCAAAGCCGCAGCUGAGGCGACGCCCUCCGUCACAUCACUGGGACCUUCACGAUCGUACACCUUGAGUUUGAACCCCCAGAUCAUAUACGCAAAAUCCGACUUCCUUCCCACGCUGGUUUCGUCACGGAUCCAUACUCAACUGGAGUUCCUCGCUGUUGGGUCAUGGUGGGUCCUGCGAAAUGGACAGUUGCACAAGAUUCCGAGCACGCGUGAGGACGUAUUCAACGACGAGUCACUGUCAAUGAAGGACAAGCGUGGCCUGAUGAAAUUCCUUCGAUACGUGCUUCAAGAAGAGGAGGAGGGAGCACCAAGCUCCGAGGAGGAAGAUACCGGCAUGUCACUCAAGGCAGCCAUAUCAAACAAGUUCAAGAUCCCAGUGUCGCUACAGUCGCCUCUACUCGCACUCGCACUGUCUCCUGUUAACGCUGAGUCGAUGCCGUUCAACCAGGCGCUGGCAAGGAUCAGAAGACACUUGAGGUCCAUGGGCUACUUCGGCCCUGGAUUUGGUGCUGUGAUACCAAAAUAUGGUGGAACCUCGGAGAUCUCACAGGUGGCCUGCAGGACCCAAGCUGUGGGUGGAGGAGUCUACCUGUUGGGUCACGGAGUGAAAAGUCUGCACGUACCUCUACAAAACGAGGAGGACGCUCCAGCGGUCGAAAUCUCUCUUUCCAACGGCACACGAGUCCGGUCUCGCUACGUGGCUGGCAGUCUAGACGAUAUUCCGUCAUUAACUGAUUCUUCGACAGGUCAGCAAUCACCCAGCACGACUUGGAGAUCCAUCAAUGUGGUCGCCAGUCCGCUGAGCUCACUUUUCCCUCCAACCUCUGAGCAUGGGCCCAGCCCUGCGGUCGCAAUAGUCCUCAUCGACGAUGGUCUUAGCAACAAUCCCAUAUAUCUUCAGGUUCACUCAGAGGACACGGGGGAGUGUCCGGCAGGUCAAUGUAUUGUGUAUGCUUCCACGGUGUCGGAAGAGCACGCUGCCAAAAGUCGACUUGAAGCUGCGGUAUCGGCAUUCCUUGAGACUGCCAGUGCGACAGAUGCAGUUCUUUGGUCUGUGUCUUAUCGGAAAAGUGAGCCCUCUCCUGGUGGGACUCCUAGACCUCCAUCACUACAGAAACCUUCGCCGCAGGUCUUGGUGUUUGGCCGGCGGGCGCACGAUAUUGCGUUCGAUGACAGUGUGCUUGAGGCUGUUCAAAAAGCUUGGGAGUGUGUUCUGGACGAACACACCGCUGCCGAAAGCUCAUUCCUGAGAUUCGAAGAACGAGAGGGUGAGGUCGAAGACUAA
This is a messenger RNA of Cladophialophora yegresii CBS 114405, 1512 nucleotides long. RefSeq lists its product as uncharacterized. The transcript has 4 exons. Bases 1 to 1512 code for a protein of 503 amino acids. Gene Ontology annotation, biological process: vesicle-mediated transport; protein geranylgeranylation; small GTPase-mediated signal transduction. The record is from RefSeq and is a predicted model, not a curated record. Gene Ontology annotation, cellular component: Rab-protein geranylgeranyltransferase complex; cytosol; cytoplasm. NCBI's taxonomy places the organism in Eukaryota, Fungi, Ascomycota, Eurotiomycetes, Chaetothyriales, Herpotrichiellaceae. Gene Ontology annotation, molecular function: GDP-dissociation inhibitor activity.